CGUAUGCUAGUUCACGCGACCGUUCAAUUUCUUUGCGUUGAUAGCGAUAGUGCGUUGGACGUGUGUUAUAUACAAGCAAUUUAACAAGUGGUCAAGCAAGUGGUCCUAAGCAACAACUUGGGAAGAAUCUCAGCAUUGACGCGAAGUGACGGGAAUUAAGUUUUCCGAGAACCAUGUCGAGUGACGAUCAGCGUCCAUUCGUUGUCAUCAAAUUUAUUAACAAAACAGAAAAAGAAUCAAAUGGCGACACAGUUUAUGAGGUGGGCCUCGCCAAAUGGAUUGUUGACUUAAACGAGGACAUGAUGGGUACGACAAAAUGGCCUCCUUCUUCCGUAGAUGCUGGAAAACUUAUAAGGAAGGAAACUUCCCCAGAUCCAAAUUGGCCAGUGUGCUAUGUUGAGGUGAUAAGGUACUUCGAUACUAUAAAAAGAGCUAGAGAGAUGUUGAAGAGAUUGGUGGAUGAAGGACUAACUUCCUACGAGACUGAAAGAGAAUUGGGCCGGGGUAAAAGGAAGAAACGACCACCUAUUAUAUAUACCGAUGAUGAUGAGGAUUCAGAUGUUCCAAAAUACAAUAAAAAGAAACAGUCUCUGUCUGAUGACAGCGACUCAGAUUUGGUUCAACAUAAGAAAAUUAGAAAGUUUGGCAAGUCAAAGAAGAUAGAUCAAGAUAUACCGGCACCACCAUCGUUGUCCUUUCAACACAAAACCCCUAGUAACAUAAGCCCAGAUCAGAAUGACAGGAACAGAAAAAUUAUUGUGACUGUUGCACAUAAAAACACGGGAACUGCUUCAUCUUUAAUAGAGAAAAUUAAAAGUCGAAAAACUGAGCGGCAAGUUUUUCAGAACCUAAAAGAAGAGAAUCUCGAAAAUGCUCUUAAGAAGCAGAAGAGCACAUUAACUGUUCCUCAGCUGAAUGUAUGUGCCAAAAGCCCUUUGCAACAAAUGAAUGUCACACUGUCCGAAAACAAUGUUAAUAGUAUGGGAGAUGAGAAGGAAAAUAUGAUUAAUGAAUCUGAAGUUGAGUCCAGCCUUGGAAUCCCUUUUGAACAGCAAAGCCCAAUUGUUAUACACCUUUGA
Molecule: messenger RNA, 1079 nt
Organism: Camponotus floridanus (Florida carpenter ant)
Lineage: Eukaryota; Metazoa; Arthropoda; Insecta; Hymenoptera; Formicidae
Exons: 4
Coding region: 174-1079 (301 amino acids)
Source: RefSeq, a predicted model, not a curated record